AUGGCCCUUCGCGGUCCCGCCCGGCACGGGCCCGGCGACCCCUCCCCCGCCGCAAGGCCUGCCGCUCCGACUCCCGGGCCCAGCGCGGGCGCGGUGCACGCUGGGACUCCGCCGCCACAGCGCCCCCUGCGGCCGGGAGGAGCGGGCGCCGCCCGCGGGAGCCGUCUGCGCUCUCGCAUCUGGGGAGCGCUCUCGGGGCGUGAGAGGAGACAGAGGCACCGGCUCCGUGGAGCAGACCCCGCCACCCGGCCGAGUCGACCCAGCCGCGGGGCGGAAGUGGCCGCUGGGGCCGACAGGGGGCGCGCUGCGCGGGCCUGCGGCUCGUCUAGGCCGGAGCCGUUCCGGCUGCGCUCGGUGCCCACAAAGCGCCAGCUGAGGGGCCGCUGCGGGCUGAGCGCGGCUGAGCCUGCCCGCCCCCGAGCUCCACCGGACGUUGACCGCAGGACGCUGACCGCAGGCCGCGGUGGGCCAGGCCCCCCGCCAGUUGCUGGUGCUGCAGAGAUGACCGAGGCCGUCCCUGCACCCCCGACGCGGCCGGCCAGUUUAAGCGGUCCUUAUCUGAUUUUAGUUUGGAUUAGGGCUCCUUCUAACAUUCAGUGUCUUGUCUCAUCUCUCCACUGCACACAGACUUCUGAAUGGGACUCCGAAUGCCUUACGUCCCUGCAGCCCCUUCCUCUUCCCACACCCCCAGCAGCAAAUGAGGCACACCUGCAGACUGCAGCCAUCUCCCUGUGGACAGUGGUGGCCGCCGUGCAGGCUAUAGAGAGAAAGGUGGAAGUCCACAGCCGGCGACUCCUGCAUCUAGAAGGACGGACAGGGACAGCAGAGAAGAAGCUAGCCAGCUGUGAAAAGACAGUGGCCGAUCUUGGGAACCAGCUGGAGGGCAAGUGGGCCGUGCUGGGGACCCUGCUGCAGGAGUAUGGGCUGCUGCAGAGGCGGCUGGAGAACUUGGAGAACCUCCUGAGAAACAGGAACUUCUGGAUCCUGCGGCUGCCCCCGGGUAUUAAAGGGGAUAUCCCAAAGGUGCCUGUGACGUUUGAUGAUAUCUCCAUCUACUUUUCCACUCCAGAGUGGGAAAAAUUAGAAGAAUGGCAAAAGGAACUUUACAAGAAUAUCAUGAAGGGCAACUACGAGUCUCUCAUCUCCAUGGAUUACGCCAUGAAUCAACCUGAUGUCUUAUCUCAGAUUCAGCCAGAAGGAGACCAUAAUACAGAGGACCAGGCAGGGCCAGAGGAAAGUGAGAUUCCCACAGACCCCAGUGAAGAGCCUGGCAUUUCAACAUCAGAUAUUCUGUCUUGGAUUAAACAAGAGGAAGAGCCCCAGGCUGGGGCCCCACAGGCGUCCAAGGAGAGUGACGUAUACAAAGGCACCUAUGCUGAUGAAGAGCUGGUCAUCAAAGCUGAAGGCCUAGCUAGAGCCUCCCUGUGCCCCGAGGUUCCAGUCACCUUCUCUUCACCAGCAGCAGCAAAGGAUACUUUUUCGGAUGUGGCUUUCAAAAGCCAGCAGUCUGCAUCCGUGACAACUUUUGGACGUCCAGCCCCAGACCUGGCCGAAGCCUCCGAGGGACAGGUGACUUUUACUCAGUUGGGAAGCUACCCCCUCCCGCCUCCAGCGGGGGAGCAGGUGUUCUCAUGCCACCACUGUGGCAAGAGCCUCAGCCAAGACAUGUUGCUGACCCACCAAUGUAGCCACACUGGUGAGCACCCCUUACCCUGUGCCCAGUGCCCGAAGCACUUUCCUCAGCAGGCCGACCUCAGCAGCAACUCCCAGGCCCAAACCGGUGAGACACCCCCAACCUGCCCUCACUGUGCCAGGACUUUCACUCACCCGUCAAGACUUACCUACCACCUCCGGGUCCAUAACAGCACUGAGCGCCCUUUCCCCUGUCCCGACUGCCCGAAGCGCUUCGCCGACCAGGCCCGCCUCACCAGCCACCGGCGAGCCCACGCCAGCGAGAGGCCCUUCCGCUGCGCGCAGUGCGGCAGGAGCUUCAGCCUGAAGAUCAGCCUGCUGCUCCACCAGCGAGGGCACGCGCAGGAGCGGCCUUUCUCCUGCCCGCAGUGUGGCAUUGACUUCAACGGCCACUCGGCCCUCAUUCGCCACCAGAUGAUCCACACAGGCGAGCGUCCUUACCCGUGCACUGACUGCAGUAAGAGCUUUAUGCGCAAGGAGCACCUGCUGAACCAUCGGCGGCUGCACACGGGCGAGCGGCCCUUCAGCUGCGCGCACUGCGGCAAGAGCUUCAUCCGCAAGCACCACCUCAUGAAGCACCAGCGCAUCCACACGGGCGAGCGCCCCUACCCCUGCGCCUACUGCGGCCGGAGCUUCCGCUACAAACAGACGCUCAAGGACCACCUGCGCUCUGGCCACAGUGGCGGCUGUGGGGGCGUUACUGACCCGUCUGGACAGCCGCCUGACCCCCCAGGUCCCCUCCUAACUGGGCUCGAAACCUCUGGCCUAGGCGUUAACACUGAAGGUCUAGAGGCCAGUCAGUGGUAUGGAGAAGGGAGUGGAGGGGGAGUUUUGUAAAUCUCCCACCUUUCCUAGUUAUCCAUGCUCGCAGCUGGGCGAGAGAAGAGCCCAGAGCCCCUCUAGCCCCGCAGUAAUUACCAUCUGGCACGUUGAUGAAUUUGGGGUCCUAUACACUUGACUAGAGACGUGCUUGAGUUUUGGAACUUAACAUUACAAGAGCACCACAUUUUGAAACCCAGAAAGAUCUGGAAAGAAGCCCAGUAUCCCCAUCUUUUCAAAAAUAUUACCUAAGCAGAAGUUAUAAGAAUGUUGCAGGGAGGUUGGAAAGCAAGAUUUGGCCUCCGGUAAUCUGUCACAGGGUAGUAGGUUGAUAAUAAUUGUAGCUCUAGGUAGAGACAGGUGUUUGGGAAGAGCCUCCAAAGCUUGAAGCCCAUGGUGAGGCACGGGAAUGUUUAACUGAGCCUUACAUGAAUUCCUUGAUGGUUAGAAGCAAGUGCCAAAGCCUGAGUCCAUGUUCCUGUUCCUCCCUGACACCAGUUCCAGUCUGCUCAGAGGCUCAUGUGCUGCCUCUCCCAAAUAACCAAGAUGGCCUUCCCAAGUUUCCUAGAUUCAUUCUUCUAAUACAUUUUAUUUAAUAUUGGGUGAGCAAGAAAUCUGACUUUAAAA
Ceratotherium simum simum (southern white rhinoceros) is the source of this 3138-nucleotide messenger RNA. The record is from RefSeq and is a predicted model, not a curated record. NCBI's taxonomy places the organism in Eukaryota, Metazoa, Chordata, Mammalia, Perissodactyla, Rhinocerotidae.